AUGUAUGGAAACAACGAGGACCGUGUCUUUGUCAGGAAGCGGUUCGUGACGGCUCGUCCUUCCCAGAAGGCAGCGAUCCUGGAACAAGUCAACAAGUUCAAGCAAUACGAACACAAGAACAUUGCGAAAUUACUCUGCUCAUACGCGCAGCCGAGCCAUGUGGGCAUCAUCACGGAGAAAGCGCAGUACAAUCUAGACGACUAUUUGUCUUUGGCGAGUAAUGAUUCUAGUCGCCCGAAGCAGUUGGUGGACUGGAUGUACGAUCUUGCAUCAGCAGUGGAGUACCUCCAUACUCAGUCGAUCUGCCAUCGCAGUAUUCGACCUCGCAAGAUACUCAUAGAAGACUCUCGAAUCUUACUCGCGCCCUUUGACAUUGGCCAGGCAGCCGACACCUUCAGCCCGACAAUGGCUACGUCCCAGCGCCUGGAUCAGCUACAGACAUACUUCCAAGACCAGGCAUACGUCUAUGCCGCGCCCGAAGCUAUAGUCUCACGUGGAAAGCGCAUGGCCGACGUCUUCUCGCUGGGCUGUGUAUUCCUAUCCAUGAUGACAGUCGCAGCCGGCCAAUCACUCUCCAUGUUCACUCAGUAUAGAGCAGGCUCGACCCAAGACUCAUCUUUCCACGCCCAUCUCGACCGCGUCGGAAGCUGGCGAAACCGCCUUCACGCAACCACCACCUCGGGCCUUCGAAACGGCAUGAUUGGAUCUGGCCGACGUCUAAGACAACUCAAGGCCGAAGCCGAGUGGCUCAGCGUCAUCGAAAAGAUGCUACUCCCCCGCCCCAAAGAGCGCGUAAAGAUGAGCUUCAUCAUGGCGACCAUCGGCAACGGCGGCAAAGCCAUGGGCGGAAACAGGAGGCGCAGCCUCGACAGCGGUGGUUACAGCGGCCAAGCUGCUGCAUCGCUCGGAGUCGGCGGAAACACGACGCUGAUCGAUCUCGGGGUGAACGGCAGCCAGGAGCCCACGCGCAAACCGGAGUUGAGCGUCUUCGAUGGCUAUUUUCAGAGCCAGUCGAGGCGCAUUGAACCGGCGGGGGGAUGGUGA
Messenger RNA from Parastagonospora nodorum SN15, 1044 nucleotides. RefSeq lists its product as hypothetical. Gene Ontology annotation, molecular function: ATP binding; RNA endonuclease activity; protein serine/threonine kinase activity. The transcript has a single exon. Gene Ontology annotation, biological process: intrinsic apoptotic signaling pathway in response to endoplasmic reticulum stress; IRE1-mediated unfolded protein response; protein phosphorylation. The record is from RefSeq and is a predicted model, not a curated record. Bases 1 to 1044 code for a protein of 347 amino acids. Gene Ontology annotation, cellular component: IRE1-TRAF2-ASK1 complex. Lineage: Eukaryota; Fungi; Ascomycota; Dothideomycetes; Pleosporales; Phaeosphaeriaceae.